AUGCCUGCACAGCCCAAGCGUGCGCUGGGCACCAACGGCAGCACGACGGCCAACCGCGGCUUCGACGACGAGAUCGAGUCGCCCCAGGGCUCGAGGACCGAGCCGACCCCUGAGCAGCGUGCGCUCGUCAACGACCGCGAGGCCGACGGCGCAGGCGAGCGCACGGCCCUGCUCGGGUCGACCACGUCGCGCGACUACCGCACCGAGGCGGCGCGCGACCGGGCCCUGCUCGCCGAGUCGGGCCACCCAGAGCGCCAGCCUCGCCCGUGGUCGCUCCGCAUCGACGCGGCCCUCACGGGCGCGCUCCUGCUCGCCAACGGCUACUUCUUCACCAUGAGCCUCGCGAGCGUCGACGGCACCUUCAUCAGCAACACGGCCCUGCCCGUUCACCGCGGCAGCGUCGGCAUCCCCGUCUGGGUCAGCUUCCUCUCCGCAACCCUCCUCAGCUUCGUCUACCCGCACGAGUCGCCCAUGCUGUCGUUCUACACGGCCAUCACGACCGCCAUCUUUGCCCUCGCCGCCCUCAUCAUCUCGGUCGCGGUCACGCAGCUGCGCGUCGUCGAGGGCCCGCUCACGUUCGUCGUCCUCGCCCUCGCCAUCGUCACGGCCCUCCAGUCGGCCUUCACGGCGAGCCUCACGGACCGCUACGCGCCGCUCCUCGACCCGCCCGAGGAGCUCGACCCGGACUACUCGCCCGACACCGGCUUCUGGGCCUCGCUCAAGCGCGUCACGAGGGCCACGGUCGGCUUCCUCGGCAUCUCGCUCCCGCUCGCGGCCGCGCACGUCGCCGUCCUGUGCGCCUUCAUCAUGAUCGCCAUCGGCCUCGUCAUCCGGUCCGUCGACGCGAGCGUCGAGCAACCCGGUCAGCGCUGGAAGGUCGACAGCUGGCUCUGGCAGCGCAAGUACUUCCCUGAGCUCGCCCACGGCCUCUUCCAGCCUCGCGGCCGCGAGUACCGCGUCCACCUCGCGUGCCGCGGUCUCGGCCUCGACGACCCGCCUUUCGCGGUCGCCGCCGACGGCACCUCGGCCCCCGUCAACUCGUCCUCGUUCGUCUCGACGACCGGCCGCCCGACGGUCCGCCGCACGCUCCUCGUCGAGAGCGAGCAGGGCGUGCCCGCCGCGCUCGACGCCGAGUGGCUCUUGCGCAUGAUGAAGGACGGCGAGCUCAACUCGGGCGACAUCGAGACGCGCGUCUGCUACUUUGACCGUCCUGGAUACGGCUGGUCGGACGCCUCGCCUUCCUCGUCGGCGCCGCACAUCGUCUCGGCCCUCAGCCAGGCCCUGUCGGUCUCGGGCGAGAUGGCGCGCCUGCAGCCGCCGCCGUCGCUCGUCGACAACGAGGACGCCGACUCGAUGGUCCCGUCGCCGCUCGCCCGCAGCGGUUUCGUCCUCGUCUCGCGCGGUCACGGCACGUCGAUCACGGCCCUCUUUGCGACGCUCCACCCUCGCCUCAUCCACUCGGCCCUGUACCUCGCGCCGAUCUCGCCCUCGACGCACUGGAACGCGGCGGCGCGCUCUCGCCUGCGCGCCGUCCCGCGCUUCUUCACCCAGAUCGUGCCCGCCCUGUACACCGACCUGAGCGUGCAGCGCAUCUGGUGGGCCCUGCGCGGCGUGUCGCGCAAGCGCCGCGUCAUGGCGCGCGCCGGCGAGCGCGUCAACGGCCUCAUCGAGCGCGCCUACGUCGAGGAGACGUACGAGCGCGAGCGCGGCCGCGAGGGCGACGGCGCCAAGGCGUGGGACCGCCGCAAGGGCCGGUACCCGGUGCGCCCGACGUUCGUGCUCGGCGAGAGCCGCGAGGGCGACGGCGGGCGCAAGUUUGUCGACGAGGUCGUCGGCGAGGGCCUCAUCAAGUGGCGCCGCGAGUGGAAGGGCAAGCGGGGCACGUGCGAGGGCGACGAGGAGGAGACGUGCCGCCAGGCCGUCCGGGACCUGCUCGCGCUCGACUGAGCGACGCCCCCUUCCCCACCCCCCCUUUCCUCUCCUCCUUCCCUCUCCCUCUCAUUCUGUGCCUCCCUCUCUCUUUCUCUCUCUCUUUCGUCGUCGUAUCUCGCUUGUUCGCCGUCGUCUAAUGUCAUCGACUGUACAUACUCUC
Rhodotorula graminis WP1 is the source of this 2092-nucleotide messenger RNA. RefSeq lists its product as uncharacterized. The coding region runs from base 1 to 1947 and encodes 648 amino acids. The record is from RefSeq and is a predicted model, not a curated record. Lineage: Eukaryota; Fungi; Basidiomycota; Microbotryomycetes; Sporidiobolales; Sporidiobolaceae. The transcript has 4 exons.